UAUCGGAUGCGGAGAGAGUGGAUUUUCAGUCUAGUGUUGCCUGCUAAAAUACACAGCUGCUCGGCCAAGUGGCUUCAGUUCCGCACAGACUCCAGAGGACAAAGCACCUCCGGACACCGAUCUUGACUGCAAAAGAAUAGCCAUGCGGCUCCUCAUCGUCAUUCCUGCUCUUCUCUGCGCCGUUUCGGCCCAAAACUUUGGCUUCUAUGGCCAACCUUCUGCCGCUGUCAGACCUUACACGCAAACAUCUGGAUUCAGACCGGCCCCUGUCAGCAAUGCCGGCGCCUCUCCGAUCCAACAAGUGGCCGCAUGGACCUACCUGAACUUCGACGGUGUCAACCCUAAGCAGAUUGUCCCUGAAAACGGCGUCUUCACCGGCAUCCAGGUCACGCCCCAACGCAUUUUCCUCACCCUGCCCAGGUCCCGUGAAGGUGUGCCCGCCACCCUGACCUGGAUACCAAACAACGGAGUGCCGGUUGAGAAUCAGCCCCUGCUGCCCUUCCCUGACUGGUCUUGGCAGCAGGGUCAUCUGGACAACUGCAGUGGUCUGGUGUCCGUUUUCCGCUCCCGCAUCGACAGCUGCGGCCGUUUGUGGGCUCUCGACUCUGGUGUCAUGAACGCUCUUGAUGGCAACCCCGUGAGACCUUGUCCUCCCAGACUCGUCGCCUUCGAUCUCAAGACCGGUUUGGCCAUUCGCAGCGUCACUUUCCCUCCUCAAGUUCUGCGCGAAAAUUCCCUCUUAACCACCCUGGUUCUCGAUGAAGAAUUCUCAUCCAUCGGCAACUGCGAGAACAUGUUCGUCUACAUCUCCGACACUUCCGACCCUGGCCUCAUCGUCUAUGACCUUGGCCGCGACCUAACCUGGCGUUUCGAGCAUCAGUCACUCAGACCUGACCCUCAGCAGGCCACCUACAACAUUGCUGGCGAGUCUUUCAACCUUGAAGACGGAGUCGUUGGAAUGACCAUCUCCAACCUUGGCCCUGAACGCAUGCUUUACUACCACCCUCUCGCCGGUCGCGCCCUCUACGCCGUGUCCACCAACGCCCUGAGAAACCCUGGCGUCCCCUCUCUGCCUGUCAUCAUGGUCGGUGACAAGACCUCUCAGGGUGCAGGCCUCUUUGCUGACUCCCAUGGAGAGAUCUACUUCAGCCCUGUUUCUGAAACGGCCAUCGCCUCCUGGAACCCCAACACUGGCCUCCAACGCAUUCUGGCCGUCGACCAGGAACGUCUGCAGUUCAUUUCCGACAUCACCGUUGACCAACAAGGUUCUCUUUGGUUCGUGUCUAACCGAUUCCAGGCCUACUUCAACCGCAACUAUAACCCUCGCGGUCUGAAUCUUCGCGUCAUGCGCAUCCCGUUCGCCGCCAACGGAGCCCAGUUUGGCCCUGUUCACUCCGCGGCACCACUGUCGCCUUUCAACAACUUUAACUUCAACAACAGAUUCGUCAGGAACACCGGAAACAGCACCAGAGUGUUGUAAAUCAAAAAACGCAUUCAUUCGUCUACUAACGAUUUAUCAAAGGAAGGAACAACCCUCUCAAAUUUUGGUCUCUUAUGCUGUGCGUGGAGCAAAAUUUGAAAGGCACGCUUCUUUCUUUGUCACGACAAUGCUCAUUAGCACAUUGAAUUAACUCCGCAUCUUUAAAUUGUAAAUAAUUUAGCAAACUCUCAUCAACGCACGAAUAUAUUUCAUCAGACAUCCACAAUCAAUCACGUCCUUUUUAAAAUAAAUAAUUUUAACUGAAGAAUCAAUGUGAAUUAUGCCAUAUUGUAUCAAUCAAACAUCACGCGUAUUAUGAGGUAUUAAUAAUGUAAGAAAAAAUUUACAUUAUAUUGUUGGUGAGCUUUGAAAAGUGUUAUUUAAGGCUCGUAGAAUUGAAGGCAACAAAAAAUUAUACGAAUAUUAUUUAAAAAUACACAUAUGGCAUCAUUGAAUAAGAGCAAAAGUUUGGUAAAAAUGAGCGUCAAUAUAUUUUAGAUAAUGAAGAGAGACUGACAAGCACCGAAUUUUUUUAUUUCAUUUAUCUAUUUAUAACAAGUGUAUUGCUUAGGAGAAAAGUCAAAAUGGUAAUUUUUUUGGUAUAUUAAAUUUUGCUUCUAGAAUGUCACUAGCGUGUUGUUGAAAUAUUUCAGUAAAUAAAAAUAAUACGAUAGAAACGCAAA
Molecule: messenger RNA, 2163 nt
Organism: Neocloeon triangulifer
Lineage: Eukaryota; Metazoa; Arthropoda; Insecta; Ephemeroptera; Baetidae
Product: protein yellow-like
Exons: 2
Coding region: 143-1480 (445 amino acids)
Cellular component (GO): extracellular region
Source: RefSeq, a predicted model, not a curated record